Nothobranchius furzeri (turquoise killifish) is the source of this 1014-nucleotide messenger RNA. RefSeq lists its product as uncharacterized. Lineage: Eukaryota; Metazoa; Chordata; Actinopteri; Cyprinodontiformes; Nothobranchiidae. The record is from RefSeq and is a predicted model, not a curated record.
CCCUGUGCUCAGAACAGGCUUCAGUUGGAAGUUGGAGAGCGUCAGUUGCUGAGGCAGCAAUAACAAACCACGUUUCCACUCUGUUGAACCAACGAGCGGCUUCAGACACGACGAAACCUAAUGAGGCGGGCAUUUGCCCCCUGUGCCAAAAGGAGCUCCUGCUUGUAUCCAAGCAUCUGAAAGAGUUCCACAAGGUGGAAAACCUCCGGGAAAGGGACAUUUUGAACAAGCUGGCGAUGGGGAGGACGUUAAUUCCUCCCGGCCCUUGUCCUAUUUUGAACUGUGUCCCACAACUGCUUCACGUGGAGAAGCACCUGGACAACCAUAAGGAGCUGACACAGAGGAGGCAGCGGGAGGUAAAGCUGGCCCUAAAGAGGAAGGUGGCCUUGCAGCUCCUCAGGGAGUUGAGGGCCACUGACACCCAGCCUCCCAUGGUCAGCACACUAGACCUGGACGGUGACCCGGCGGCAGGCGAGGGAAACACCUGCGCCAACCCUGCUUGCAGGACCCGGGCCAUGCACCUUACCAAUGAGGUCUACCGCCUCCAGGGCGCUCUGGCGGAUGCCAAGAGGCAGCUGCAGCAGCUCCAGCCGCAACAGGCCUCCUCUCCGCCGGAACAGCGACGUGGGCACGGGCAGGGAUUGCGCCUUAGUCCGCACCCCUCGACUUCCGCCCCCUCGCGAACCUCCCCUACCGCCCCCUCAAGCUCCAGCUCCUUGUCAUCGGACGACGAGGGUGAAGAACGGCGGGAGCAAGGGCAGGGACGGUGCCUUAGGUCACGCCCCUCGACUUCCGCCCCCUCGCGCGCCUCCCCUACCGCUUCCUCGAGCUCCAGCUCCUCAUCAUCGGACGAGGAGGGCAAAGAACGGCGGGAGCAGGGGCAGGGACGGUGUCUUAGGUCACGCCCCUGAUUUCCGCCCCCUCGCGCGCCUCCCCUACCGCUUCCUCGAGCUCCAGCUCCUCAUCAUCGGACGAGGAGGGCGAAGAACGGCGGGAGCAGGGGCAGGGACAGCG